Messenger RNA from Magnolia sinica, 1471 nucleotides. RefSeq names its product L-2-hydroxyglutarate dehydrogenase, mitochondrial. NCBI's taxonomy places the organism in Eukaryota, Viridiplantae, Streptophyta, Magnoliopsida, Magnoliales, Magnoliaceae. The record is from RefSeq and is a predicted model, not a curated record. Bases 121 to 1398 code for a protein of 425 amino acids. Gene Ontology annotation, cellular component: mitochondrion. The transcript has 5 exons. Gene Ontology annotation, molecular function: (S)-2-hydroxy-acid oxidase activity; (S)-2-hydroxyglutarate dehydrogenase activity.
GCAAGUGUGGAGUUAGCAAGCCUCUUCUCAGUUCUCAAAAGACAAUACCCAACCUCCGCCAACGAUCUCAAAACCUCUCAGAAAUCUCACUUCCCCAACCGAGCUCUCCAAUCCAAAAGGAUGCUGAAAUCUACAUUCAAAAGCUUCAAAAACCCAAUCCAAAUCAUCCCAAGAUUCCUACAAUCAAAAAAUCUCAGCACCCAAUUCGAUAAAAUCCCCAAAGAAGCAGCGGAUUGCGUUGUGAUCGGAGCUGGAAUAGUCGGGAUCUCAAUCGCAAGAGCUCUGGCAUUGCAGGGAAGAGACGUUCUGGUCAUCGAAUCCGCAUCCACUUUCGGCACCGGAACCAGUUCUCGAAACAGCGAAGUCGUUCACGCCGGAAUCUAUUACCCGCCAAAAUCUCUGAAGGCCGUGCUCUGUGUCCGAGGAAGGGAACUACUUUACAAGUAUUGUUCAGAUCGUGGGGUCCCGCAUGAACAGAUUGGCAAGCUCAUAGUUGCUACAAGGUCCACGGAGAUUCCUAAAUUGAGGAAUCUGCUGGAGCGUGGGACUGAAAAUGGGGUCCAGGGUCUGAGGAUGAUGGACGGUUUUGAUGCAAUGCGAAUGGAACCAGAACUACAAUGUGUUAAAGCUCUGUUGUCUCCUUGCUCUGGGAUAGUCGAUACUCACUCCCUCAUGCUCUCUUUGAUUGGGGAAGCCGAGAACCGUAGAACAACCUUCUCCUACAACACUACCGUUAUUGGUGGCCUCAUCGAAGAAGAUCAUAUUUAUCUCCAUGUUUCUGAAAGUAAGGACCUUGAAAAGUGUGAUGAGAAGUCCCCUUUGCAGCCACAGCUUAUAUUGAUUCCCAAUCUUGUAAUCAACUCCACGGGUUUGGGCGCGAUGUCCCUCGCAAGAAGAUUGCGAGGCCUACCUCAUGCAGUUAUUCCAUCUUCUUACUAUGCUCGUGGUUGCUACUUCACCUUAUCUAAAACUAGGAUUCCUCCUUUCAGACACUUGAUUUAUCCGAUUCCGGAGGACGGUGGUCUUGGAGUGCACGUUACACUUGAUUUGGAUGGUCAGGUCAAGUUCGGGCCAGAUGUCGAAUGGAUCGAUGGUGUGGAUGAUGUAUCGGCAUUCUUGAACAGGUUUGAUUAUUCCGUUAACACAAAUCGGGCAGAGAGGUUCUAUCCGGAGAUAAGAAAGUACUAUCCUAAUCUGAAAGAUGGAUCUCUAGAGCCAGGAUAUGCAGGGAUUAGGCCAAAGCUUUCUGGUCCAGGACAGCCUCCGGCCGAUUUUGUUAUUCAGGGGGAGGACAUUCAUGGCAUGCCAGGGCUGGUGAGCUUGUUUGGGAUAGAGUCGCCGGGCCUAACUUCCAGCAUGGCGAUCGCAGAAUACAUCGUAUCGAAUUUCUUGAGAUGAUUUUUCUCCACCUUGGAAUGAUUCCAUCUUUGCAGAUGGUGAAUGCGCAACUCAUCAAAGCUUUCAAGUUCAA